GCUGCGGCUGAGGAGAUCGAGCUGCGAGAGAUGGCCGCGAGAGAGACGACAGCACGGCCUCCCGGGCCCGCGAGGGACGAAGAGACGGCGCUGCUCUUCGAGAGAGCCCACCACCGGCACGACCCGCGCUGGCUGCUGCCCGUGCCCCCACGCCUCUGCCUGGCCUGCACGCUGGAGCUGCUGCCGGAGACCGGCGUAUCGUUGGUUCGCAAGAAGCAUGUGCUGUCCUGCUUGCGAGAUGCUCUCGUGAGGCAUGCCUCCCACGUUGUGCAGCUGGUGGCUCAGGAUCAGAGAGUCUGUAUCCACUUCAUAAGCAUGCUUUUCGGACUGUUAUGCAAUGUGGAAGAUGGGAAUGUUACAGACCUCUGUAUUGAAGUCCUUAUCCAGCUUACAACUCAGCUGAAGUUAGAGCAGACCAUUCAUUGCCUGCUGGAUGAGUGCCACAAAGAGCUGUGUAAUAUGCCCUCCAUGCGAGGCAGCCUGGCCACCCUGACCCUUCUUGGCAAGUUGGUGGAUGCCAUCCCUCCUCUGGCAGACAAGCUUGUAGUGAAGCAUGGUGAUCUGAUGGAGCAUCUGUUGAGAGGCUUGGUAUACCCCAACGAGGGGGUGCAAGCUUCUGUCUGUUACCUCUAUGGGAAGUUGUACUCUUCACCAAUGGCAGCUGAGAUGCUUUCAGGCCACUUCCGGGAGAAACUGUGCCCUCUCUUCCUUUCCAUCCUGGAUGGUGCCCAGACAAGAGAGCUAAAGAUCAACUGCUUAGGUUUGCUGAGGCAGCUGCUGAAGUAUGACCUCUUUGUGUCCAUGAUUAUGAACAAGUCUGGGCUGGCAGAAAGUACCAGAAGUGUUGAAGAGGCACCAGGAGAGACCUCAUUGCCUUUGGUGCUCAAGAAGCUUCUCCUCUCAAGAGACGAGACUCUGCAGGUGGCCAGCACCCACUGUAUAACUGCGGUGCUGGUCCCCUCCCCAGUGAAGCAUGCCCUGGCCUUCAUCCAUGCUGACAUCCCAGAGUUCCUCUUUGAGCAUCUUUCCUCUUCCAGCGAAGUGCUUGUCUGGUCCAGCUACAACUGUUUGAUACUCCUGGCAGAAGAGCCACUCUUCUUUUCCAAGUGCCACACGGUGUACGGGAUUGAGUCGGUGGUGAGGAGCCUGCAGGGAAUCUUGAGGAUGAACAACACAGAGCUGCACAAGCAGGGCCUGCUGCUCUUUGCUGAGAUCCUGACUCGGCAGCCAGAGGAGAUCAAGCUGUUCACAAGCUCAACCAUGUGUGGAGAUGCUGGCCGUGCCCUCCAAGAGGCAGUAAGCAGCCCUGUGCUGGAGGUGGCUGCUGAGGCUGUGAAGGCCGCUUCUGCCUUUCUGAGGAAGGACCAUCAGAGUGCCCCACCUGUGCAGUACAAGCAACUGCGGGCCUUGCUUGAAGCCAUGCUGAGCCGGUGUGCAGAUUUUUCCCAGACCCCGCUGAGCAGGAGACCCCAGGGCCAUGCCUCCAGUAGAGAGUCAGAGGAGGCCAUUCUUUGGAGGGGAGACUUCCUCCUGAGCACUCUGGAGGGAUUUCGAAAUGCAUGCAGGUUGGCUGUGGAAUUCCAAAGUGAGCCUUCUGCCCAGGAGAAUCCAUUCACAGCUCCCAGUGCUGAGAAGGAAGACACCUUGGAGGACUUCUCAGAAUUUCUUCUCAGUGUCUGCGACUCCCUUUGUAUCCCCAUGGUGAUGAGGUACUUGGAGAUGGCCAAUCACCCAGCCUUGAUGGAAGUUUUCCUCUCGAUUCUCCUCAGUCUCUUUGUUAUUGUUCCCCACAUGAAGGAGAAGUUCUCCAAGAAGCUCGCUUCCUCAUCUUUCAUACGACUGACCCUGGAACUAAAGGCUAGGUUCUGCAGCAGCCUGAGUCACUCAGCCCUGAACCAGGUGUGUUCCACUUUCUUGUACUACAUGUGCCUCAACCUCCUCUCAGCUCCAGAGAAGACAGGACCACCUUCCGAAGAAGAACUCUCUACAGUGUCUGCAUUCCUGCAGCAUGGGCUGCCCCAGAUAAGCAGCAGGAGCUCUGAAAGCCUUGUCUUUCUGUCUGAUCGCCAGCAUGUGGAGGGAACUGCUCGCCAAAAACAGUACUGCAUCCUGCUUCUCUUCUACCUGGCCUACGUACAUGAGGAUAGGUUUGUCUCAGAGACAGAGUUAUUUGUGGCUGUGCAAAGCUUCCUCCUGUCUCUGCAGGACCAGGGCGAGCGUCCCCCUCUGACGGUCUUCAGAGCCUCCAUCUAUCUGCUUGCAAUCUGCCAGGACAAAGAUGGUGCACUAGAUAAGGCUAUGGUCAGUGCCAUCAGAAAAUUCCUAGAGGGCAUCGCGGACCUGCACCUAGUCUACACUCACCACCCCCUCCUGCUCAGGUUCUUCCUGUUAUAUCCAGAGCUGAUGAGUAGGUUUGGGCACCAUGUCCUGGAACUUUGGUUCUCCUGGGAAGAGAGCAGCUGUGAGGAGCUGGAUAAUGUUCCUUCUGCUGGACAGCCCACCCUUCCUGCGAGCUUAGCCGCCCUGUUCCUCAUGCUCAGAAGCACCCCCAGCAUCCUGCUCAUUUUGCUAGACCUCAUCUAUUCCAGCCCAGUGGACACAGCCCGAAAGGUACUGAUGGUUCUUAGGAGCUUUUUGCAGAGGAAUGAGGAUAUCCAAGUGGAAGGUCUCAUCCGAGGCCAUUUCCUGCUAAUCCUACAGCAUCUGCUGGUGGAGCAUGAGGCAUCCCCCCGAGAAGCCUCAGGGAACCUGCCGUUGCUGCUCAGCCUCCUCUCCUUAAUGCAGCUGAGGAACGAGUCAGAGCAAGAACUGGACAGCAUGGCCAUGAACCUCCUUCACCAAGUGAGCAAGCUGUGUAGGAAGUGCAGCCCCACUGACGUGGACAUCUUGCAGCCCUCCUUCAACUUCCUGUAUUGGAGCCUUCAUCAAACCACGCCAAGCAGUCAGAAAAGAGCUGUUGCAGUGCUCCUCAGCAGCACAGCCCUGAUAGAGCUUCUGGAAAAGAUGCUGGCGCUCACCUGGGCUGAGGUGGGUUCCCCCAGGACUGCACUCCUCUGCUCCGCCUGGCUGCUCACUGCCUCCUUCUCUGCCCAGCAGCACAAUGGCAGUUUACAGGUUCACCAGACACUGUCCGUGGAACUGGACCAAGUAUUGAGCUUCCUCAGCUUUCCAAAGAAAAAAGCUGCCCUGCUCUCAGCUGCCGUGUUAUGCUUCCUGCGGACAUCCCUGCAACAAAGCUUUUCUUCUGCCCUGGUGACCCUAGUGCCAUCAGGGGCCCGGCCACCACCAGCCCCUGAGGACACUGUACUAGCUCCACUGGGAACAUCACAAAUCCUGUCCCUGGUCAUCGGAUUGCAGAACCUCCUGGUGCAGAAGGACCCUCUUUUGUCCCAUGCCUGUGUUGGCUGCCUGGAGGCCUUGCUUGACUACCUGCAUGCCCGAAGCCCAGACAUCGCCCUCCAUGUAGCCUCCCAGCCCUGGAAUCGUUUUUUGCUGUUUACCCUCCUGGAUGCUGGAGAGAAUUCCUUCCUCAGACCUGAGAUCUUGAGGCUCAUGACCCUGUUUGUGCGGUUCCAGAGCAGCUGUGUCCUCUCUCUUGAAGAGGUGGGUUAUGUUCUGCAAGGCGUGGCUUCAGCUGACCUCUCUGCUCUCUCAAAUACCACACUGCAGGCUCUGCGUGGCUUCUUCCUGCAGGUCCAGAGCACAGGCCUCCUGGUUGAUCACACCACAGUCCGGACCCUGCAGGCCUCCUUGGAGGGCCUUUCCCUCAGGGCUUCCUCAGCCCAGCCACCCCCGCAGGACAUGCUCUGCGUAGGAGGGGUGGCUGUAUCCCUAUCGCACAUCAGAGACUGAAUCUCAGGACUUGAAGGUACAGAAGUGGAGAGAACCGAGACCUGGAGAAGAUAAAGUCAGGACAGAAUUGCUGGGGAAAUGGGUGGCAGUUGUAGCCAUUCUUCUGGAGCCAUUUACUCCACUGUUGAAAUGGAAUCAGGAAGUAAAAUGAUACACUCAUGUCUCUGGGCUCUCCAAAAACAUUCACCCUCAACUCAUCUUGGCUUCUUUGGGCUGGUUCUUUAGCCCGUUGGAUGGCCAUCGCUUCAGCAAGGGAUGGAGGGCCUCAGGGAGAAAGGGGUAUGAUUUGUUCUGGUAACACAUAAGAAACACCAGCUGGAUGCCUGUUGUACCCAGGAAACACCAGUCAGGCCAUCCUUGGGGCUGGAAGGGCAGGGAAUGACCUGUUUGGUACUGCUGUGAUCCCAGUGCUCUAAGAGGCACUUUACCUCUGCCUCAUCUUACGUGAAGGUACAGUUUCCAGGCAAGAAAGCUGAGGUCAAAUCCUCAGCUUUACUGAGAAACUGCCCCAGCUCAGCCCUUCUCUGGCUAAAGUAAGUUCUCUGUGUUUCUUUCCCUCAGCCCUUUCCAGAAAAUUUGUAUACCCACGUGUGCAGUUCUUUUAUGUCUGCUGUCCACAACUAUGCCCGCCCAUUCUGAAUUCAGCUCUCAGGGGCUUCCAGCUCCCUUCCCCCCGCUGAGGGUCCCCCAACCUGGGUGCCUGUAACUGGACAGCCAUCCUUCCUCCUUGAGUCUGGCAGUAGGGACCCUGCACAACACUGGGCUGAACUAAUGAAUGGACAGUAGGGGCCCCCGACUACUUGGUUUAUAAGCUGGUGGAAUGGAGCGGGAAGAUCCACUCCGCAUUUCAAGUUUCUUUGGAAAAAAAAGUUCUAGUUACGAUCCACUAAAUGAUCUAUCCACCUGCAGUUUAAAAGACAACUGACGAAACAGUUGCGUGGAAGGCCGGCCAAGGGCCAGGACCCCGUUUUGCAGACGCGCCCUUUAAGUUAGGCACAGACCCCCCGCAGACUUAGUUUCCUUCAG
Molecule: messenger RNA, 4878 nt
Organism: Manis pentadactyla (Chinese pangolin)
Lineage: Eukaryota; Metazoa; Chordata; Mammalia; Pholidota; Manidae
Gene: MEI1
Product: meiotic double-stranded break formation protein 1
Exons: 31
Coding region: 31-3852 (1273 amino acids)
Biological process (GO): meiosis I
Source: RefSeq, a predicted model, not a curated record